This is a messenger RNA of Etheostoma spectabile (orangethroat darter), 7014 nucleotides long. Its product is annotated as FYVE and coiled-coil domain-containing protein 1-like. The record is from RefSeq and is a predicted model, not a curated record. Gene Ontology annotation, biological process: positive regulation of autophagosome maturation; plus-end-directed vesicle transport along microtubule. Gene Ontology annotation, molecular function: metal ion binding. Lineage: Eukaryota; Metazoa; Chordata; Actinopteri; Perciformes; Percidae. Gene Ontology annotation, cellular component: late endosome; lysosome; autophagosome.
AGCAAGGUUCUGCUGUGUCGCCUACAAACUAGACAUUGGGUAAUUUACGCAUGAAAACUUCUUGACUUCACUGCCCUUUUUCCCCACAAUGGCCUCCUCAUCAGUUGGAGAUAAUCAACUGCAGAGGAUAAUCAGAGAUCUGCAUGAUGCUGUGUCAGAGUUGAGUAAAGAACACAAUGAGUGUGGUGAACCCGUAACUGAUGACAGCUCCUACCUUCACAAGUUCUUCUAUAAACUAGAAUACCUGCUGCAGUUUGACCAGAAAGAGAAGACAACCUUUCUUGGUCAGAGGAAGGACUACUGGGAUUACUUCUGCGACUGCCUGCUUAAAAUCAAGGGAGCUAAUGAUGGCAUCCGUUUUGUUAAGUCCAUCCCUGAGUUGAAGACAUCACUGGGGAAAGGAAGGGCAUUUAUCCGCUACUCGCUCGUUCACCAGCGUCUUGCUGACACACUGCAGCAAUGUCUUACAAACCAGAAGGUCACAAGUGACUGGUAUUAUGCUCGUAGUCCCUUUCUCAAGUCUCAUCUCACUGCUGACAUAAUCAACCAUCUUUAUGAGCUCAACCAGAUCCAAUUUGAUGUGGCAGCCAGAGGUUACGACCUUGAUGCAGACUGGCCAAAAUUUGCAAGGAGAACAUUAGGCACUGCCACACCAGCAUCUCUGUGGAGGCCUCCUAGUCGCUGCUCCAGCAUCAACAGCCUCAUUAGCAGCUACUCACACUCACAGGCACAGGAGUUUCUUCCAAUCCCAGACUUUAGUCAAAGUCUCCUUGGUGAACUGGGAGAACCCUCUCCUUGCAGCAUUGCAGAGAACCUCCGCAUUGAGCUCGACCAGUCGGAGCUCAGACAGCAAGAGCUUCUGAUCCAGGUUCAGGAGUUCGGGAAAGAAGCUACGGAGCUAAAAGGUGUGGUUAAAGACCUUCAAGGCCAACUGUUAGCAGUUCAGAAGUCAUCUAGCCACUCUGUAUCUACUGCAGUCCAAAGUAUCCAAGAAACAGAAAAUCAGGAGAGCGCAAAUCACCUUCAAACCUGUAGUGAAGCAAUACACCGUGAACUUCACGACAGACUCACUGCUGCUGAAAACAAAAAUAUGGAGCUUCUUUCUAAGUUGGAUGAGACUCUCAGAAAAGGACAUCAAACUGCUAGCUAUUGCAACUCGACCUGGAAAAUCCAGGAGCUCCUGGAUAAACAAAAGACCACUGAGGAGAAACAUUUGGAGGUGAAAAGAGAGGCUGAAGACAGGGCCAGGCACUCUGAGCAUUUGUCCCAGGAACUAAAACUCAGGGAAGAAGAGUUGAGGAACAGUGAGGAAAAGCUGGCUGAAGUAACAGCCCAAGCUCAUGACGAACGUGAGGAGGCACUCAAACGGUUGGAGGAGCUCCAAAGUGCAGUCAGGCGAAUUCAGGGGGCGUUGAGUUUGAAAGAGAAGGAGACGGGGAACUUGAGAGCCCAGCUUCAGGAUUUACAAUCAUCACUGGAGUGCAGAGAGCGGCAGGCGGAGGACCUGAGGAAAAGACUGCAUGAGGAAAGGGCGGAGGUAGAGCAGAGAUGGAGCAUGAGUAGUAGCCAGAAUGAAGAACUAGAGACCCAACUCUUGGAUCAAAGAAGAGCUCUAAAAAUCAGAGAGAAAGAGCUGGCAGUUAGUUCAGAGAGAAUCAAGCAUUUAGAAGAGCAGUUGGAGAAAUUAAAUGUUGAAAAAGAAAAUCUGAGCUUGAGACUUGCUGUUAAUGAAGUUGUUUUUUCUAAGAACAUUGAGGACUACAAAACCAGAUGCAGCAAUCUCAUAGAAACAAACGCUAAGCUACUCCAAUCAGUUACGAAGAGUGAGGGGAGCAUUAUAGAGCUGACUGAGAGCAGGGCAGCUGUGUUAGAGCAGCUAGCUUCUUUGAGGGCUUCUGAAAAACACUUAAAGGGCCGAGUUGAGGUUGCAAAGAUGUGUGUGGAAGAUCGAGAGAAGAAGCUCCUAGAUGAAAACCUUCAUUUGGAGGAGACAGUCCAAAAGACGCUUAUCCAGAAGGAAAUUUCUAAUGCUCAAUUUAAGAAGCUCGAGCAUGAGAACAGGGAGCUUUUUGAGGUUCAGUCCUCGUUAAAGAAACAGUUAGCCACAACUCAACAAGAACUGGACUUAUUCACUACCAAAGCUGAAACAUUGGACCAGAACCUCAUUGUGUCCCAAAGAAGCCAAGCAGAGUUACUUGAAAAACUCAAAGAAACUGAGGCUAAAGUGAAAGAACAGACUGUUGAACGUGGGCAUCUGCAAGUUAGAGCUGAAGAGCUGGAGAGCGGGACAGGGGAGCUGCACGAUGAAAAAGGAGCUGCAAAGAGCAAUGAAAAAAUGCAGAAACUUCAUAAAGAGCCACGGGCAUUCUCAGUGGAAACCAAAGAGGCCCCGUUCAGACAAGUUAUUGCUGAGGCUCAACUGGAGCUCAAUCUCAGGGAGGUGCAGCGGCUCCAGGAAGAGGUGGUGGAGCUCAGGGCUCGGCUUCUAGCAGGAACUGAGGAGAGGAUGAAGGUUCAGGCAAUGCAGGAGGUGACAGAGUCCUCUAAGGAGGACCUCCGUGUCUUAGCAGAACAACUGAAAGCCCAGGUAGAGGAGCUAAACCGCCGGCAUGUGGAUGAGAUUCUUCGAUCGCGGGAGCGAGAGGAGGCUCUUAUUCGGGAGCGUGACGGAGAGGCUCAGGCUCGGGCAAGUUUGGCUGCUGAGGUGACUGCCUCCAGAGAGGAGCUCAACAAACUGAAGCUGGGUUAUGAAGCCUUGUGUCUGGACAACAGUGAAUCCAGGGAGGCUCUCCAUAGAGCCAAUACAGAAACAGCUGAACUCGGUGUGCAUGUGUGUAUGCUAACUGCUGAGAAUGAAGAGGCUCGUCUGCGCUGGGAGGGCUUGUCAACAAGGCUGCAAGAGCUGGACAAGGAGGCAGCUCAGGAGGCAGAGAGGCUGAAUACUUGCAUGGAGCAGCUGAGUCGGGAGAAUCAUCGGCUCCUUGGUCAGCUUCAUAAUGAUGACGGUUUAUUGGCCACCAAGCAGGAGCUGCAGGUUAAGCUGUUUAAGGUCCAACAGGAGGCCGAAACUGUGCAGGAGACAUGCCAGGAGGAGAUCCAGGCUCUCCGCUCACAGCUUAGCAGCCAAGCCCUGAGCUACGACAGCCAGCUCCAGAUAGUGAAUCAAGAGUUACAGGAAGUGAAAUUACAUCUGAUGGCUGAGCAGGAGAAAGUCGUCACCCUGGAGAACAAAUUAAAAAAGCUAGAGGCUGAGAAUCAGAAAUAUUGCCAACAGAUUGAGGAGAAAAAAAUCCAGAUGGCCGAUUCUGAAAAUCUCAUCCAGCAGAAAGAAGAUGAGAUAAUCCAUCUGAAAGGGAAUCUAUCAAGGUCUAAGGAUGCUCUAGCAGUGGCUCAGCAGACCUGUCAGGAAAUGAGUGAAAAUCUACGGAGAGUCACACAGGACAAACAAAGCUUUGAUCUUCGGACAGCUGCUGAACUCGAUGAUCUUUAUCGCACGAAAAUCAAUUUGGAAGAAAGGCUUGUAGAACUCAUCAGGGAGAAAGAUGCAAUGUGGCAGAAGACAGAUGCCCUGGAGUUUGAGCAGAAACUGCGCGAUGAGGAGAUGGAGAGGGACGUCAACUACUGUCUGGGCUGUCACAGUCAGUUCAGCUGGUGGCUCCGCAAGUACAGCUGCAGACUGUGUGGGCGUCCCUUCUGCUACUACUGCUGCAGUAACACAGUGAGCACCCAGCAGGGUGGCCCCAGAGAGCGCUGCUGCAGGGACUGUUACAACCAGCACAGUGCAGUAGUUGAGCGCCACCCAGAGGAGGAAGUGACUAACAGCACACCGGGGACACCUUUCAGUCGUUUGCUGCAGGCUGGAAGAACUGUGACAAGUGUUUCGGGAGCAGUUGAAGGUGACAAGUUGGAUGAUGGCGUUUUUGACAUCAUUACAGAGGAGGAAGUGAGUGGGGUCUAUGACAGUGACUCCCUCUCUUUUGCAACCGCUUGCUCUCCUGGACACGUACAGCAGGGGGCAGCACAACUAAACAGCAGUGCCAGUGCAGGAGACCUAACACCAGAAGAUACUGAGGACCUCAGUGCUGCAGUACAGGAUGCGGAGAUCUGCCUGCUAAAGUCUGGAGACCUCACACUCUCCGUCCACUUCACAGUGAAUGACAUGUCAGGGUUUGGGGACAGCUCCCGAGAGCUUUUCAUCAAGUCCAGCUGUUACAGCACCAUCCCCAUCACCAUGAGUGUUCCUGGUCCUACUGUCUCCUGGACGUUCACCUCUGAACCCAAGAGCAUCUACUUCAGUGUGGUCUACAGGGAGACUACAGAGACUCCACUAGAGCAGGCCAAGGUCUUGAUCCCACUGACUCGCUGUAACUCUCACAAAGAGACAAUCCAGGGGGAACUGAAAGUCAGAAACGCUGGAGAAUACACACUAAUCUUUGACAACUCUUUCUCCAGGUUCAUCUCAAAGAAAGUGUUGUAUCAUCUGAGUCUAGACAAGCCUGUGGUCUACGAUGGAACUGACCUUCUCUGAACUUGGCAGCAAGGAUGAGAAAUAGGUGUAAAACUGACUUUUGAAGCAUUAAGGGUCUUUAAGGUUAUAAUUUCAAGGCAACUGGUUUGGAAACUACUGACUUUAACAACCUCAAUGAAAGGUUACAGAAUUUCAAAAUGUCUCUCAUUUUGCAGCUCUUAAUUUCAUGAGGUGUUACAGCUGGAACACACCCCACGCUUAACUCUGGGUUUCUACCAACUGGGGAACGGCUGCGUGUCGGCUCUGUGCUCCGCCGUCCUUUAAUAUCAACCAGUUUCUGAUUUUUUGCAGAAAGUCUGCGGCCAUGACUGACAGCUUUGUUUCUUUGCUCAACCUCCUGUGCUUGUGUGUGUCCGAUAAAUUGGGUGCCGAAAUAAAAACUGCUGCGCUACGCUGCUAUAUGCGGUGCUUGCAUAUACGCGUGCUCCUAGUGAUGAUGUGUUCCUGCUGUAACACAUCAUAUAAGUAUGGAUCAUGAGAGGCUGAAAACAAUGAAGUAAAACAAUGUUACACUAAUGAAUGUGAGCGUGCACUACGUUUAAAAAAAUACUGACGUAGUUUAAAUGUAGCAUUAAGGGUAUCAAACUUCACUCCGAAAUGACUAGAGGAUUGUUGCAUAUUUAAUUUUGAAGAACUGUGCACAUACAGGUUUCUCAGCACCUACAGAUGUAGCUCAUGUAGGCAACUUUUGUUUCUGCAUCCUAUUGUAUUUAUUUUCUUUAGCAUGAGGUCCGAUUGAUUGAUUGAUUGAUCAGUCACGUUUUUUUUUUCCGAUUAUUUGUCUUGUCUCAAAGCAAGUACUACUGUUAUCUUUUGAAAAUGGGAUUAAUGUGUGGUCUGCACAGAGACAAAAGUACAUUCCCAGCUAGGAGUGGGAGAUAUGGAUCGGGAUGUAUAUGGUGUAAUAUCAAUAUUCAGAACCAGACAAAAAUGUCUGUUUUUGAUCUAGGAAAUAAAAUAUAUGACAAAUCAUCACAUUGAUGAAAAAAAAACAACAGUAUUGCCAGGAAUCAUAUCCUGAGUAUUGAUUAGUAAAAUUACCCAGAAUGGCCUAAUACACCCAGAGAUAUUAAAGGGAGGGCUACCACUCUAUAAAUGGUUUAGCUAAAGCUCUGACAAAAUCCCACAGUUUCACAGGAUCUAUCAACAAUGGAAAUAUUACACAAAUGGGACAUGACGAGACUUAUGUUGAAAAAGACUACUGUCAAAAAAUAUAACUAAUUUAACUCUAACCUUUUGUUUUACUUGCUUAAAUGUACCAUUAACACAUUAGCUAUCAUUUUAAUGUUACUAACUCUUUAAAUUGGCGUGUUGAUCUCAUGCUGUUAUUGGUGGAGAAACAAUUUGUGUCAAAUGCACGGACUGUAAUCUGUUUCAAAGUUUAAGCUUAUUUCACAGUCAGUAUGGUAUCUUCAAAAUCAUUGCCUUUUCAACUGUCAUAAAUUACAAGAAAUGGAUUUGUUGUGUUUCAAUCAUGAUGAAGCAAAACAGGAAGAAGUAGGAUUUCUGGGGAAACAUGCUUUAAAUCAGAGUUUCUGAUGAUUGCAGUUAAAAUGCAUGCAAACAUUAAGAAUGUACUAAGGGUGUAAUAAGAAGGAGCACCUUUCGGAAUGUAAGUUUUUGAAUAUUUAGUUUUUACUUAAACUUGAAUUGUCACUCAUGUUUUGUCAAAUAGUGAUGAUUUGCAUGAGAUUUUAUGAAGAUAGGAGUUGUAAUGACAUUUUCACGCUACAUACAUAAAGCCUUUAGAUGAUUUUGAUGUUCUUCAGUACAGUUGCUUACUGUUGCUGUGUGAUGUUCUAAAUAAGUUGUGCAGUGUGUCAAACAAAAAUAUCAAUCUCAGUACAGCCUUCAAAUAACACAAGUCCAAAAAUCCCUUUUAUACUUGUCUUAUAUGGACUUUAAUUUAAAUGCUUUAAUGUUGAAAUUGACCUUUUAUUUCUCAAUUGUGUCUUCACUCCAUGCACACCAUUUCAUUAUACUGACUUGAAUAUACUGAAACAUUGCUUUGCUAUUCAACAAAGACUAUUUUAAAAUCUUUUGUAAAUUACAACAUGACACAAGGAAGAAGAUGAAAAAAAAUGAAACAUUUUAUACAUAUUCAGUAAGAAGAGUGGUAUAUUCAAAAUACGUUGGAAACAUAUUUGUUUAUUUAAUUGUUCUUGAAUGGGAGUUUCUAUUUAAAAGCAUUGCAGAAGGACUGCUGUAAAUGCACUUUUGAAAGGGCUUUUUGUCGGUCUGUAUCCCUUGAGCCCCUUUGUGCCAGUUGAUGUUUUUUUUGUUUUCAUUUGUAUCUAGAAAGUGUGUGAUUGUAGACGUUCACUGCUGGAUUUGUCAAAGGGAAGCUUUCACUCUGUCUUAAACGAUUGUUGACAAAUGUCCAAUUGAAAUAGCAUGUACAUAUAUUACAACAGAUUACAGCAUUUUAAGAUUUAUAAUAGAAUGGAUUUAAGGUUGUUAAGAAAUAAAUAAUGAUUGUGUGAUAA